This is a messenger RNA of Mus caroli (Ryukyu mouse), 4341 nucleotides long. RefSeq names its product collectin subfamily member 10 (gene Colec10). NCBI's taxonomy places the organism in Eukaryota, Metazoa, Chordata, Mammalia, Rodentia, Muridae. Gene Ontology annotation, biological process: ossification. Gene Ontology annotation, molecular function: growth factor activity. The record is from RefSeq and is a predicted model, not a curated record.
UUUGGGAUCCUGAGAAAAUAAACAACCAAGGGAAUGCCUCCUUGCUUGACUUUGCAGCCAUUUCUGGAAUGUACUUUCCAGAUACCUCCUUGUUUUAGUUUUUAGCAGAAGCUUUUACUUAAAAGAAAAUAAUGCUGUUUAUUUCGUGUGUCUUGGAGACCCUCUGUUGAAGAAUCACAGUCAUGAAUGGCUUUAGAGUCCUGCUUCGAAGCAACCUAUCCAUCCUGUUGCUGCUAGCUCUCUUGCACUUUCAGUGUCUGGGUCUGGAUGUUGAUAGUCGAUCUGCGGCAGAAGUCUGUGCCACACAUACCAUUUCACCAGGACCUAAAGGAGAUGAUGGUGAAAGAGGUGACACAGGAGAAGAAGGCAAGGAUGGCAAAGUGGGACGCCGGGGACCAAAAGGAGUGAAAGGAGAGUUGGGUGAUAUGGGAGCCCAGGGUAAUAUUGGCAAGUCUGGCCCUAUUGGCAAGAAGGGUGACAAAGGGGAAAAGGGUCUGCUUGGAAUUCCUGGAGAAAAAGGCAAAGCAGGUACCAUCUGUGACUGUGGCAGGUACCGGAAAGUGGUUGGACAACUAGAUAUUAGUGUUGCUCGUCUUAAGACGUCAAUGAAAUUCAUCAAGAACGUUAUAGCAGGGAUCCGGGAAACUGAAGAGAAAUUCUACUACAUUGUGCAGGAGGAGAAGAACUACAGGGAAUCUCUGACCCACUGCAGGAUUCGAGGAGGGAUGCUAGCCAUGCCCAAGGAUGAAGUCGUUAACACCCUUAUUGCUGACUAUGUCGCCAAGAGUGGCUUCUUCAGAGUGUUCAUUGGGCUCAAUGACCUUGAGAGGGAGGGGCAAUAUGUGUUCACAGAUAACACUCCAUUGCAGAAUUACAGCAACUGGAAGGAGGGAGAGCCUAGUGACCCCUCCGGCCAUGAGGACUGUGUGGAGAUGUUGAGCUCUGGCAGGUGGAAUGACACAGAGUGUCACCUUACCAUGUAUUUUGUCUGUGAGUUUGUCAAGAAGAAAAAAUAAUUUUCCUCAUGUUACACAGUCACCCUUUCCCUGUGUCUCCUAGUAGUUACUUUUAUCCAUCUUUGCCUUCCUAAUUACAUUGCUUUUGCUAAAAUGACAUAAGGGCUCUGACCCCCACUAUCUUCUUCUGUGUUAAUUGUGACAGUUUUGUACAUGAUGUUUACUUGGAACACUCUUGGAGACCUUUCUCUUGCUUCUCUAUUUAACCCUCUGGCAUAACAGAAGGAAGACACUAGCACUCAGAAGGGGAAGGGAGAGUUAGCUCUGAAACAAUACAAGUUAUAGGCCUUCUGUUAAAUUGUCCCCUGCUAUUCAUGACUCCAUUUUAUUUCAUGAACGUGUUCCUGUAGACAUUCCUCACCUUCAACAUAAAUAAUCAAGAAGGAAGGGUACAAGCCUUCAGAAAACUCUAAAAGUGCUAAAGCGCUACCCUCUCUAGCACUUUAGCACUUUUAGAGUCCCUCCCCCUUCCAGCUAAUACGUCAUUCAUGGAGAAAUUUUAUGGGAGGCCUUUCACUCUCUGUAAAUUAACGUUGAUGGAGAUGCCCUUUCUAUUAUUUUGACAUCACAGAGAUAUGUCUGGCACAGCAUUUGGAAUGUGCUGAGAGUCCUCAUUGGCUGAGUUGGCAACAGUUUACCUUGAGUUGCAGAUCAAACCUCAAAGCAGCUUUAAUCUGGCAUUUGAAAAUAAGCAGUUGAACAAAACUCUAGCUUCUCUCCUUAGAAACGGAUGCCCGGCUUAUGGGUUGUGACACAUGAUUAGAUUGUUUAAAAUGCUGGCAAAACAGUUAAUGAAACAAGAGAAACAGAUCAACAACAUAUGUUCUCCUUAAACCAUCUGUUUAUGACUUUGCCCAUGACUAACUGGUGGUGAGAAGGGAUUACUGGCAUUGGCUAUGUGAAUUCACCAAGACUCACAAGUCCGCGUCCUACAGACUCCAGAAAGAUGACAUAGCUAGAUGACCUGGGAGGGGUGAGGUCCCUAAUUGACUAGUCACAGUCGGCUCUUUGAAGGAGCCAACUACUUUCCCGCUGCUGUUGAUGCCACCAAAAAGCCAGAAUCACUGCAUUUGAACUGAAGUCAAACGGUGGGAACUUUAGAAUUCCAUAUUUCCAAGUGUUGACAAUUAAUCAAUAUCUAACCUAGACUGUAAGACCUACAGAUGUCUGUUAACCAAAUUAUGAACUUUCCAUUUCCACCUCUGGGGAAAGUUCUGAAAGUGCUAAUUGUGCCAAGUGUCAUUAGGAAAUGAUGACUUCAACAUCAGGUCCCCCAUAAUGACUUAUUCAGUUCAGCUCAAUAGGAGAAAUUUGUUAAAUCUUUGACAUUUAUCAGGUUAUUAAAGGAGUUACAGAGUCUCUUUUGAGGAUGUGGCAUAGGGUAUUCUGAAGGCCGAUCAGUUUAAUAUAAUUACAAAUCAAGGCAUCACGCCAAAUACCAGCCAAGGUCUCAGAGAACUGGAACACUCAGAAACAUGUGGAGAAAAAGAAAAGGCUGAAAGAAGAGAGAGGCAGCCAAGAGCAAACCCAGCCUAGGGCGGCUCCUGUUGGAUUCAUGUUUACAAUUGCUCUGAGUCCCUGAAGUCUGAAUAUUUUGAACAUAUGGCAAAUGCUAUCAUUUCCAUUAUAAAUUUUUAAUGUUAACAAUCAUUCUCUCAGUAACUCAUCUCAGUUUGGAAGACACUUCUCAGAGCAGAUGACAGUUUCAAGGAAUAAGAUCUAUCCAUUUCUGCCUGGAAGAACUUCUUAAGACAUUGCAUCAGAACUCCAUGAAAAUGAGUACCUUUUUCUAUUUGUUUUUCAAGUGAGAGUGUCAGUAUAUAACCCAGGCUGUACUUGAACUCGAAAUCUUCUUGCCUUAUCCUCUUGGAUGCUGGGUGACAGCUAUGCAAUUCUGAGCCCAGCUGAAAAUAUACCAUUCAAUGUGUUCUCUUUUAGGAAAAGCUCUAUACUUCCUUGCUCAAUGCAGGGAUGUUUACUGCCAUUUUUCAGUGAAAACAGUGCAGCUGUAAGAAACAAAGAUAUUAACAAAUUGGUGAUUUGGGGGAAAAGCAAGUUCCUAUCCUGGUAUAAGCUGAAAGUUCCCAAGAAUGCAUAUUUAGAAGGUAGCAAGGUCUGUGUGCUGGGGUGUGGGGAGUUGAGAAAUGAAGUGAACAGAAUCCCUGAAGGCACUGCCUACAGAGGCUGAGAGAAGGUUGGUGGUGUGGGUUCAUUUAGGGUGAUAUGCCUGUAUCAGCACUGAGCAAAAGUUCAAACUCUAGAUCUGGCCAUCACAGCUGCCUAAAUGUCAUUGCUGACUGUGACUCUUCCUAGCCAUGUUCUAGGGCUAAUUUAAAUGUCCUUUACCUUAUCAUUUUCUCUUCAUAGAGAACCGUGACAGCUAAGGAGGAGUUAGGGUGAGGUAUUUGGAAGAGUAUCAACUAGACAAAGAUAUGAGUGCCACAAGACUCAGACAUUACUACUAACUACAUGCACUAUGGGGUAUGUGAAAGAAACAAAGAGAUAUAUAAAAUAUUUUGAUAUAUAUUUACUUAAGUAAAUGUAAGUGUACAUCGGUAUAUCAUAAAUGGAAAAACCUAUAUUUAAUUACAUAAAAUAUGAGUUCUAGAAUACAAAAGUAAAAUCACGGGCAUCUGGAGGGAUAUCUCAGUGGCCAACAGCCCAUGGGAACUCCAGUUAAGUUCCCAGAAUCCACAUUAUGUAGUUAACACUUGUCUGUAAUUCCAACUUCAAGGGAUCUAACACCUGAGGUGGAAGUUUCCGGUUUCUUUAAAAAUCACAAUUAUGUCAUGUAAUGUUUCCUGGAAGCUGUUUAGUGAGAAGGCAUAUGAUGUUUUGCUGAAAACAGACACCUGAGAGGGCAUGUAAUGUUUAGAAAGCAUAUAAAUGAAUCCCCACAAGCAGUGAAAAGUUGCUCUUGCAUUGCAACAUUGUGCCAUGCUUUGCUAGUCUUUGCUGGCUGUGUAACACUUUGCUAGUUUUGGCUGAUCUUUGUUUCUUGACUUUGUAGAGUAAAACAAGCCAAAGACCUUCUCAUUGUAUUCUAGCUGAUUCUGACCAUUUAUUUUGACUUGUGGCAAUUCAGCCCAGCCUUGAAGUUUCUUCUGGAUCAUGCUACUACUAGUAAUUCAUGUUUGAUGUAUGUUAUUAGACUGGACUGCUGCUAUCCUGACAAUGAAGAGUGGAAUCACCCUAAAGAACUACUUCUAAACAGGUCCCCAACCCCUUUUUCCUAUUAACCAUCUUUCUCCCCUACCUCUGGUUCAGGGGGCUAGAAUGAAGAUUGAUGCAUUUAAGAACCCUAAAUAAAGUAGAUUUUGAUGAA